UGAACAUUCUCAAAACUGUAUUGUACAUAGGUUAUACUUUUUUAUUGUGUGAACUUUAUUUUUGUGGAACUAAGGUUCCGUGUGUUAUUGUUGAAGUGGGACAUUAAUCAGUGUAACGCCACCUGCGGCCACAUUGCGGGUGUGGGGUUUCCUAGCCAGAGCUGUACGGACUCCACACUGGGUGAGGAGAAGCCUGCUGCCGCUGUGUGACACUGAUUUUGCUGCUGCACUCUGUUUUAUAGGAAUAAACCCUGUUUCCAGCCAGUCCGUGUCUGUUGUCACAACGCAGUCGACCAUUUCACAUCUGCUACAUAAAAGUGGUGCCGUGACCCGGAUGCAUCUGAUCAGCCGCUGCCGAUCGCUGAGGUUGAGCUGAACACUUCCGACACCUGUAAUAUAAGUAAAAUUAUUCUGUGGGUCAGCAAAAAAUUUCCAGUGUUCUGUUAGUAGGCAUUUCUCCCAGUUACACCUGUUAGAGUCUAACUGAGCCGUGUUUACUUGUGUUGUAUUUUUCUGAGUGAUAGGUAUUUUUGUAUUCCUUUUGUUUCUGAUCCCCUUUGUAGUUAUUGCUAACCUCCUGUAAGCAACAUGGCUGGUAGGGGCCAAGACUCCUUUAACCUUUUCACGCCAGUCGCUGGGAGAGGUUGGAGACUGUCUGGGGCAGAUGAAGUGAGAGACAGGUCUAUAAUGUUGCGUGAUGAGCCAGCAGAGUCAGAUGACAUUAUUCGAAAUAAAGCUCAUGAGCGCCAGUCCUCAACCCCUGCUUUGAGCGACGACAGCACACACAAAGAGCUACGUGAGCUCAUUGGUGAAUUGGGAACCCAGAUAGGUGAAUCAAUCGCUAGCCGGCUACUAUCCAGUCAAGUCCCACUUGGUCCAAACCAGACAGCUCCAGCCGAGUCCCCCAAAGUUAAGAGCCCUGACACCACUCUCGACCUCUCCAAAGUGAACUUAGUGGUCCGACAAGAUAUCAAAGACCCACCUAUGUACAGAGGUGAUGAUGCGGAUAAGUACUCUGUUCAUGAGUGGAUAGACAUGAUGGAAGUGUACUUAGAGAAGAGAGGGUUUUCUAGAGCCGUGCAGGUGGAUGAAGUCUUAAACCACCUCCUCGGCAGAGCUAAAAACAUUGUUAAGGUGGGUUUGAAAAGUAACUCAUGUUCUGGUGUAGUGACCAACCCUGAGACCAUCUAUGCCAUACUCAGGCGUUAUUUUAGUGAUAGUCCUGGCUCCUGUCAACCACUGGCUGACUUUUAUGCCACCCAAGCAGUUGCAAAAGAGACCCCAGUAGACUAUUGGGUGAGGCUUAAUAUCGCUGCUGAGGCAGCUGACAAGCAUUUACAGCGUCAGGGAGGCAAAAUGGAGAACAUGGAGGCAGAGAUAGCCAUGAUGUUUAUCAGAAAUUGUCCUGAUCCCAGCCUCGCCUGUGUUUUCAAAUGUAAGCCCAUGAGUAAAUGGACAGUAAUGGAGGUUCAGGAAGCCAUUGAUGAACACCAAAGAGAGUGUCAUGCAAAAAAGAAGAGCCUGGGCUCUGCCAGACCCCAUCCCCUCCUCGUGGCCACUGCGACAACCACAAGCGAGUCGCCUGAGUUUGAACUGAACCAUGCCCAAGUAGGUACAGUAAAAUGUUCCCAGGACAGCCCGGGUAAGGCUGCUGGAGCUGCCGCUUCAGACCCAAGUGCUCUAGACCGCGUGCUCAGUAUGCUGGAGAGGGUGUUAGAGCGCUCCAACCAGCCUGUCCACCCCGUAAUUAGACCACAGCCUCUAGCCUCAGCCAGGUUCCCUUCGUGCCAGGUUUGUGGCAAUAGCUCACAUUCCACACGCACUCACUGCAUGAGAGAGAGGAGAUGUCUAAGUUGCCUGGAAGUUGGGCAUCAGAGGAAAGACUGCCCCAGAGCAGCUGAGCCCAUUACCCAGCAAAAUAAUCCCCAGGGAAACUAG
Messenger RNA from Maylandia zebra (zebra mbuna), 1938 nucleotides. The record is from RefSeq and is a predicted model, not a curated record. Lineage: Eukaryota; Metazoa; Chordata; Actinopteri; Cichliformes; Cichlidae.